Messenger RNA from Exophiala spinifera, 675 nucleotides. RefSeq lists its product as uncharacterized. Gene Ontology annotation, biological process: small GTPase-mediated signal transduction. Lineage: Eukaryota; Fungi; Ascomycota; Eurotiomycetes; Chaetothyriales; Herpotrichiellaceae. Gene Ontology annotation, molecular function: GTP binding; GTPase activity. Bases 1 to 675 code for a protein of 224 amino acids. The transcript is spliced from 3 exons. The record is from RefSeq and is a predicted model, not a curated record.
AUGCCUCUCUGCGGAGGCAAUAAAGUCGUCCAGCGCAAGUUGGUUCUUCUCGGAGACGGCGCCUGCGGCAAGACGAGUUUGUUGAACGUGUUCACGCGGGGUUUCUUUCCGACAGUGUACGAGCCCACGGUGUUCGAGAACUAUGUCCACGACAUCUUUGUUGACGGGAUACACAUGGAACUGUCGUUAUGGGAUACAGCUGGACAGGAAGAAUUUGAUCGACUACGGUCACUAUCGUACGACGACACGCAGGCGAUAAUGUUGUGCUUCAGUGUCGACAACCGUGGCUCCCUUGAGAACGUUGGCACGAAAUGGAUCGCGGAGAUCAACGAACACUGUCCUGGCGUCAAGAUCGUGCUGUGCGCCUUGAAGUGCGAUCUUCGGGAAGAGCAUGAGAAGGAAGAAGAUGAGCCAAACACUCCACCACGACCGAUGAUUCAAUAUAACGAAGGCUUGGAAGUUGCUCGGCGGAUUGGCGCUCUUCGAUAUCUCGGUAUGCUCCCCAUCCUUCUGGCGACAUCGGUUGCGCUGGUAUACGCGGGAACUAAUGACUUCGCAGAAUGUUCAGCCAUGCGAAAUCGCGGUGUGAACGAGGCUUUCACGGAGGCUGCUCGAGUAGCUCUGCAAGUUAAACCGGCGAAAUCGGAAGACGACUCGAAAUGCUCGGUCAUGUGA